GCUUUAACUCAGCACAUGAUGAUUCACACUGGUGAAAAGCCGUUUUCAUGUGUGACCUGUGGAAAAGGUUUUAGUCACAAACAGGUUUUAACUCGGCACAUGAUGAUUCACACUGGUGAAAAGCCGUUUUCAUGUGUGACCUGUGGAGAAAGUUUUAUUCGAAAACAGGAUUUAACUCAGCACAUGAGGAUUCACACAGGUGAAAAGCCGUUUUCAUGUGUGACCUGUGGAAAAAGUUUUAUUCAAAAACAGCAUUUAACUGGACACAUGAGAACUCAUACAGGUGAAAAGCCGUUUUCAUGUGUGAACUGUGGAAAAAGUUUUGGUUAUAAACUGGCUUUAACUCGGCACAUGAUGAUUCACACUGGUGAAAAGCCGUUUUCAUGUGUGAACUGUGGAAAAAGUUUCGGUUAUAAACUGGCUUUAACUCGGCACAUGAUGAUUCACACUGGUGAAAAGCCGUUUUCAUGUGUGAACUGUGGAAAAAGUUUCGGUUAUAAACUGGCUUUAACUCAGCACAUGAUGAUUCACACUGGUGAAAAGCCGUUUUCAUGUGUGACCUGUGGAAAAAGUUUUAGUCAAAAACCGCAUUUAACUAAGCACAUGAUGAUUCACACUGGUGAAAAGCCGUUUUCAUGUGUGACCUGUGGAAAAAGUUUUGGUUAUAAACCAGCUUUAACUCAGCACAUGAUGAUUCACACUGGUGAAAAGCCGUUUUCAUGUGUGACCUGUGGAAAAAGUUUUAGUCAAAAACCGCAUUUAACUAAGCACAUGAGGAUUCACACUGGUGAAAAGCCGUUUUCAUGUGUGACCUGUGGAAAAGGUUUUAGUCACAAACAGGUUUUAACUCGGCACAUGAUGAUUCACACUGGUGAAAAGCCGUUUUCAUGUGUGACCUGUGGAAAAAGUUUUAUUCAAAAACAGCAUUUAACUGGACACAUGAGAACUCAUACAGGUGAAAAGCCGUUUUCAUGUGUGAACUGUGGAAAAAGUUUUGGUUAUAAACUGGCUUUAACUCGGCACAUGAUUCACACUGGUGAAAAGCCGUUUUCAUGUGUGAACUGUGGAGAAAGUUUUAGUCAUAAACCGACUUUAACUCAGCACAUGAUGAUUCACACUGGUGAAAAGCCGUUUUCAUGUGUGACCUGUGGAGAAAGUUUUAGUCAUAAACCGACUUUAACUCAGCACAUGAUGAUUCACACUGGUGAAAAGCCGUUUUCAUGUGUGACCUGUGGAAAAAGUUUUAUUCGAAAACAGGAUUUAACUCAGCACAUGAGGAUUCACACUGGUGAAAAGCCGUUUUCAUGUGGAAAUUGUGGAAAAAGUUUUUGUCAAAAACAAAGUUUAAUUCGGCACAUGAGGAUUCACACUGGUGAAAAGCCGUUUUCAUGUGUGAACUGUGGAGAAAGUUUUAGUCAUAAACCGACUUUAACUCAGCACAUGAUGAUUCACACUGGUGAAAAGCCGUUUUCAUGUGUGACCUGUGGAGAAAGUUUUGUUGAAAAACAUAAUUUAACUCGUCACAUGAUGAUUCACACUGAUGAAAAGCCGUUUUUAUGUGUGAACUGCGGAAAAGGUUUUAGUGAAAAACAGAAUUUAACUCGUCACAUGAUGAUUCACACAGGUGAAAAGCCGUUUUUAUGUGUGACCUGUGGAAAAAGUUUUAGUCAUAAACAGCAGUUAAUUCAGCACAUGAUGAUUCACACUGGUGAAAAGCCGUUUUCAUGUGUGACCUGUGGAAAAAGUUUUAAUCAUAAACCGACUUUAACUCAGCACAUGAGAAUUCACACCGGUGAAAAGCCGUUUUCAUGUGUGAAUUGUGGAAAAUGUUUUAUUCAAAAAUCUAAUUUAACUACGCAUAUGAUGAUUCACACUGGUGAAAAGCCGUUUUCAUGUGUGAACUGUGGAAAAAGUUUUGGUGAAAAACGGAAUUUAACUCGGCACAUGAUGAUUCACACUGGUGAAAAGCCGUUUUCAUGUGUGACCUGUGGGAAAAGUUUUUGUCAAAAAAAGCAUUUAACUCUGCACUUGAGGAUUCACUCUGGUGAAAAACCAUUUACAUGUGUGAACUGUGGAAAAAGUUAUAGUCAUAAACAUAAUUUAACUCAGCACAUGACGCGUCACACAGUUGAAAAGCUGUAGAAGUAUGUUCCAUAAAUGUCCUGCAUUGUAUUUGUUAAAUGUGAUCAUUUUGAUCUUCAUAUUUGGAUACUUAGAGGUGUUCAACCAUGACACAUUUUCCUUCAUUGUUUUAUUUUUCUGGUAUAUUC
Xiphophorus maculatus (southern platyfish) is the source of this 2270-nucleotide messenger RNA. RefSeq names its product gastrula zinc finger protein XlCGF57.1-like. The transcript has 2 exons. The coding region runs from base 16 to 2142 and encodes 708 amino acids. The record is from RefSeq and is a predicted model, not a curated record. Gene Ontology annotation, molecular function: RNA polymerase II cis-regulatory region sequence-specific DNA binding; DNA-binding transcription activator activity, RNA polymerase II-specific; DNA-binding transcription repressor activity, RNA polymerase II-specific. Gene Ontology annotation, cellular component: nucleus. NCBI's taxonomy places the organism in Eukaryota, Metazoa, Chordata, Actinopteri, Cyprinodontiformes, Poeciliidae. Gene Ontology annotation, biological process: negative regulation of transcription by RNA polymerase II.